Pseudozyma flocculosa PF-1 is the source of this 483-nucleotide messenger RNA. RefSeq lists its product as uncharacterized. The coding region runs from base 1 to 483 and encodes 160 amino acids. The transcript has 2 exons. Lineage: Eukaryota; Fungi; Basidiomycota; Ustilaginomycetes; Ustilaginales; Ustilaginaceae. The record is from RefSeq and is a predicted model, not a curated record.
AUGUCGCUCAACCUGCUCAACACGCCCGACCUACAGGACCUCGAUAACGUCGUGGAUCCACACGCCAACAUCCUCAAUGUCCCCCUUCCCUCUUCCUCCUCGACCAGCUCCUUGAGAUACGAGGAGGAAAAGAAGAUCCGACAUCCGCUACAGGGCCACACGGUCCGAUCCACCGGAUCCGCACGCCACCCCACCGACAGCGGCGACGGCGGCAGCCAAGCGCGAGGACGAGAACGAGGACCGCUCGCGGAUGACGUAUACGACCUCCCGCCCGGUUUCGUGUCGCGUCAACUCUUCCUCCCUUCGUCGUCGUCGUCUUUGUCGCUGUCGUCGUCGUCGUCGUCGCUGUCGUCGUCGUUGGAGGAGGACGAGGAGGAGGACGACGAGGAGGAUGAGGACGAGGAGGACAGGGAGGACAGGGACAAGGACAAGGACCAGGACAAAGGGAUGGCGGGAGAUCCAGUUUUGGUUUCUGAAUCGUAA